GUCGCCGUCGUCGUCGUCGUCGUCGUCGUCGUCGUCGUCGUCGUCGUGCUCGCUGUCAUCCCGUCAUUGACAUUGUCAUAGUCGUGAUUCGGUACACAGUUACGGUUACGCGUCUCUCUUGGCCAGAGCUCGGGUGUAGUCGUCGCGAUCCGCGUCCGUUUUGUUGUGACAUGAAGAACAUCGUCGUCGUGAGUCAGUGAACCAGUUGCUUCUUGUUGACGAGUUGAGGACACGACGACUGCUGGUCGCCCUGCGCGCGACUGACGUUGUCCAGCGGUCGUCGUCUUCGUCGUCGUCGUGCUUCUCGUCUGUCGUUGCUGCGAUCGGCCGGUUAGAUCCAACGUCAUCGCGAUGGAUCGGUGAAAAAUAAGGUACUCGCGUAGUGGACUGGUUUGUUAUGGACACUGAGGUUCACGUGCUAGUGAGGACCGAGGAGCAAAUUGUGCGGUCCGCUCCGCGCUACUCGUUAGUGGUGACAAGUACCAAGCUGGGAGGACGUUAAUACGCGCGGCGCGGUUGGGAGCUUGCCGAAGCCGUCGUGCGCGAUUUGCCAGCGACGAUCUGCCGUCGUCGAGAGAGCAGCGUCCGUGAGAGCUCUCGGGACAGCAGGCAAAGUGCGGUAGGAACGGCAUUAACAUGCAUUGAAGUGUCGCCGCGGCUCGAACGCGAGAUUCCCCCAGCGACACUCGCCAGCGGCCGACCAGCAACACGGACCCGAGCGUCAUAGGCACGGCACGGACGGCAUCGCUGGCAACUGCUACGUGCCAGGCCAUCGUCUCUACGAGUCGCAGGAAGAACAGGGACGCGCGUUUCCGACCCUCCAUGGACCACGGAGCGAUGGACAGCUCUUCCGAUCACAGCAGCCGUGCCAGUCCCGUAACCGGCAGUCCGAAACACCCGCAUAGCCCGUCGACGCAGCAGAGUCAGCAACAACAGCAACUACACGGCGGCCAGCACCAACCGCCGCCCUCGCAUCAGCAGUCGCACGGGCGAGAUCAGAUACGCGAUCAUCAGCAACAGCAGCAGCAGCAGCAGCAGCAGCAACAGCAGCAGCACCGCGGUGUACCGACUCCGGGCUCGCCCACGAGAGGUUCACCGCCGCAGGGUCUACCCCUGAGUCCACCGCCGUUGUCGGCCGGGGGAGGCCCCGGGGCACCGCCGGGCAUGGUGCCUCGUAUGCCGGGAUUACCACCGCCAGGACUGGGACUGCUGGGCCAACUCGGUGGUAUGCUCAGCGGCCACCAUGGCUCGCCGUUGGAGCUGAUGGCGGCCCAUCACGCGGUCCUGCCGCCGAGGUCGUACAACAGUCCGCCGCCGAUCAGCACCAGCGAUCCUACCGCGAACGAGUGCAAGCUGGUCGACUAUCGCGGCCAGAAGGUCGCGGCGUUCAUCAUCGCCGGCGACACGAUGCUCUGCCUGCCGCAGGCCUUCGAGCUGUUUCUCAAGCACCUCGUGGGUGGCCUUCACACGGUCUACACGAAGCUCAAGCGGCUGGAUAUCGUGCCGUUGGUGUGUAACGUCGAGCAAGUUAGGAUCCUACGCGGCCUCGGAGCCAUCCAGCCCGGCGUCAAUCGGUGCAAACUGCUCAGCUGCAAGGACUUCGACAUUCUUUACAGGGAUUGCACCACGGCCAGGUAUGUGAUGUGCUUAGGAUCUUGCGUGAUGACGGUCCUCUUCUUCUUCGUCUUCUCCUCCUCCUCCUCCACCUCCUUCUCCUCCUCCUCCUCCUCCUCCUUUCUUCUCCAUGGCUUCUUGCCUCUUGUUUAGGCCUCGACGUUUAGG
Molecule: messenger RNA, 1782 nt
Organism: Harpegnathos saltator (Jerdon's jumping ant)
Lineage: Eukaryota; Metazoa; Arthropoda; Insecta; Hymenoptera; Formicidae
Product: splicing factor, proline- and glutamine-rich-like
Exons: 1
Coding region: 823-1767 (314 amino acids)
Biological process (GO): regulation of transcription by RNA polymerase II
Cellular component (GO): nucleus; transcription regulator complex
Molecular function (GO): RNA polymerase II cis-regulatory region sequence-specific DNA binding; DNA-binding transcription factor activity, RNA polymerase II-specific
Source: RefSeq, a predicted model, not a curated record